Molecule: messenger RNA, 1632 nt
Organism: Gastrolobium bilobum
Lineage: Eukaryota; Viridiplantae; Streptophyta; Magnoliopsida; Fabales; Fabaceae
Product: protein trichome birefringence-like 35
Exons: 6
Coding region: 126-1469 (447 amino acids)
Cellular component (GO): Golgi apparatus
Molecular function (GO): O-acetyltransferase activity
Source: RefSeq, a predicted model, not a curated record
AUUCUGAGUAGUCUUUAUUAUACCCUGUCAUGAUUUUCAAAACUGUUUUUUCUUUUUCUUUUUCUUUCAAUGAUAUAUAGAAGGUUCUUAAUAUUUCAGUUCUUAUAGGGUAAAUCAAAAUCACCAUGCAGAGGUGGAAGUGGAGCAGGAAAAAAGCCCCCAUUUUUCCUCUGCUUGUGUUUUUCUUACUGGUCUUCAUAGCAGUCUCAACCCUUCACAGUGGACACACCAUACAACGAAUCCAUGAAAACCCAGAUCAUGUUCACAAUCAUCAAGAAGCUUCUUCAGCCACCUAUGUCAAACCCAACCUUUCUGGUCACCUCAAGCGAGCUCCAGAGGUUUUGGAUAGAUUCAGUAGAUGCAACUCCACGGUAGAGUAUAGUGGCCGGAAAAUCUCUCGGCUUGGCGGUUCUCGGCGUUUCAGUCACCGGAGAGUGAGCCCUGAAAGCUGUGAUGUUUUCUCGGGAAAAUGGGUCUUUGAUAAUGCUUCAUAUCCACUGUACAAUGAGUCUGAUUGCCCUUAUAUGUCUGACCAAUUGGCAUGUCACAAGCAUGGACGUUCUGAUUUGGGGUACCAGCAUUGGAGAUGGCAACCACAUAACUGCAAUUUGAAGAGGUGGAAUGUGAAAGAAAUGUGGGAGAAGUUGAGAGGUAAAAGGCUAAUGUUUGUUGGAGAUUCACUAAACAGAGGGCAAUGGAUAUCUAUGGUAUGCUUGUUGCAAUCAGUAAUUCCAGCUGAUAAGAGAUCAAUGUCACCAAAUGCCCAUCUUACCAUUUUCAGAGCAGAGGAGUACAAUGCAACUGUGGAAUUCCUCUGGGCUCCUCUACUUGUUGAAUCUAAUUCUGAUGAUCCUGUAAAUCACAGAUUAGAUGAACGGAUAAUUCGUCCUGAUUCAGUUCUUAAGCAUGCAGCAAAGUGGAAGCAUGCUGAUAUACUAGUUUUUAACACAUACUUGUGGUGGAGACAAGGCCCAGUGAAGCUAUUAUGGACUGCUGAAGAAAAUGGAGCUUGUGAAGAAUUAGAAGGGCAAGAAGCCAUGGAGUUGGCCAUGGAAGCCUGGGCAGAUUGGGUAUCUUCUAAAGUUGAUCCCCUCAAGAAGCGUGUCUUUUUUGUGACCAUGUCCCCAACGCAUCUCUGGAGCAGAGAGUGGAAACCAGAAAGUGAGGGAAACUGUUAUGGGGAGAAGGACCCCAUUGAUUUUGAGGGCUAUUGGGGAAGUGGUUCUGAUUUGCCUACUAUGAGCAUUGUGGAGAACAUCCUAAGCAGUUUAAGUUCAAAAGUUUCUGUCAUCAACAUUACUCAACUGUCAGAGUACAGAAAAGACGGCCAUCCAUCCAUUUUUCGCAAAUUCUGGGAGCCCCUUCGACCUGAACAAUUGUCAAAUCCUCCAUCUUACUCUGAUUGCAUACAUUGGUGCUUGCCAGGGGUACCUGAUGUGUGGAAUGAGUUACUGUUCCAUUUUUUGUAAAAGCCAUCACAAUUUUUUCAAUUUUCUUUAUCAGAUAUGGUAACCAACCACUGCAUUUUGGAGAGUAGCAAAAAACUGCUGCUAUUAGUUGUUCGGACACAAGGGUGGACUGCUUUUGACAAGUGAAUGGAAUCUGCUGAAAAUUAAGAGAUCUUAAUGCUCA